This is a messenger RNA of Malaclemys terrapin pileata, 1616 nucleotides long. RefSeq names its product D-amino acid oxidase (gene DAO). Gene Ontology annotation, molecular function: D-amino-acid oxidase activity; FAD binding. The transcript has 11 exons. The record is from RefSeq and is a predicted model, not a curated record. NCBI's taxonomy places the organism in Eukaryota, Metazoa, Chordata, Testudines, Emydidae. Bases 297 to 1340 code for a protein of 347 amino acids.
ACAGCUGAGGGCAUAUCUGCACGGGAGGGGGCCUGUUGACAGCAGAGUUGGGUCUGGUUUGGUCACUGGGGUAACUGCCUGGACUGCACUGGUGUUAAUCCCCACUGAGAGUGACUGGCGCACGGGAGAGGAGCGUCAGGUGCACUGUUCUCAGUGCAAAUCAAAACCGUUUUCUCAUGUUCUGUUGACCUGUGUGACACCUGGUGAGGGAGGAGCUGGCUCAGCUGACUGGCACUUGACAACCUUCUGUCUGUCCCUUGGAGGCUGUGCUAGAAAACAGGAGGGACCUGACUGCCAUGCGCGUAGCGGUGAUUGGAGCAGGGGUGAUCGGGCUGUCCACAGCCUUGUGCAUCUAUGAUCAAUAUCACUCGGUCGUCCAGCCCCUGGAAAUUGAGGUCUAUGCUGACCAGUAUACGCCGCUCACCACCAGCGAUGGAGCAGCCGGGCUCUGGCAGCCGUAUGUGGACGAUAAGAGAAAUACUCAAGAAACGCUCUGGAACAAAGAGACAUUUGAUUACCUGUGUGGACACCUGAACUCACCGGAAGUAGAGGAAAUGGGACUCUUCCCAAUUUCUGGCUACAAUCUCUUUACACAGCCAGUGCCGGACCCACCUUGGAAGGACAUUGUCCUGGGAUUUAGGAAUCUGACAGCAAAAGAGCUUGAACUCUUCCCUGGUUACAGCUAUGGUUGGUUUAACACGGCACUAAUCUUAGAGGGCAAGAGCUAUUUGCCUUGGCUUACCAAGAGGUUAAAGCAGAGAGGAGUCAAGUUUUUUCAUAAGAAGGUUGAAUCCUUCCAUGAGAUGGUUGCCAAGGGCGUGGAUGUUAUAAUAAACUGCACCGGGGUCCGUGCAGGGGAACUGCAACCAGACCCAGGGUUAAUGCCAGGCCGAGGACAAAUCAUAAAGGUCCUGGCUCCUUGGGUGAAGCAUUUUGUCCUGACUCAUGAUAUUGAAUCUGGAAUCUAUAACUCACCAUACAUUAUACCUGGGAGCGAGCUAGUGACCUUGGGAGGGAUAUUUCAGCUGGGAAACUGGAACGAAGAGAACAGCCCCCAGGAUCACAAAACAAUUUGGGAAAACUGCUGCAAGCUGCUCCCUAGUCUCCAGAAGGCAAAGAUUGUGGAUGAAUGGAGUGGCUUCCGCCCUGUGCGCUACGCAGUUCGGUUGGAGAGAGAGGCAGUUCGUCAUGGACCUUUAAAAUCAGAGGUGAUACACAACUACGGCCACGGUGGUUUCGGACUCACCAUCCACUGGGGUUGUGCCAUGGAGGCCGCCAGGAUCUUCGGAAGGAUUCUAGAAGAAAAGAAGCUGGCCCGACCACCACAGUCCCACCUUUGAUUUAACAGAAAUACUCUAAUGAUCAUUCACAUUUUUUCCAUGGCAAAUCUGCGAUAGGCCCACAGCAAUAGUAGAGGAUGGAUGGGAAGAAACUGUUGGUUGUGUGCAGCAGUCACAUGUCUAACAAUAACACCAGUAGCUAGGAAGUCGCAGGGCAAAGGCAGAAAGAAAUAACUCAGUGAUGCAUGUUCUCUGUUUGAUGCCCUCAGCAGCUCCAAGACUGGUCUCUAGGGUACAGUUUUUGGAUUGUUACCAAUUAACUCCCUGUUGCUACUG